AUAGUUGAGAAAAAUAAAAGAGCUGGGCAAGGAACGUACCAUCUUUCUAGUUCAAGGAGAAGUUCAUCAUGUAAUUGCGAGAAAUAUGAUGAAUCCUCAUUAAUGGAGAAGAUUUUCUGUGAUGUGAUAGGAUUGUUUGAUUGGGAAACGUUUGUGGAUAUGAAGAAAUUCUUACACCUUCAUGAUCGUGUGCUCCAAUGGGACGACGCUGCCGGAGAAGAGGCAUUUCGGAGUGUGAAGGAUCGAUUUUAUAGCCUCGUAACAUUGUUUGUUCACCAGAACAAGCGAUUUCCGAACCGCGACGAAGUAAUAAGUGGUCUUCAUCCUCCUGAUGACAUUAAUUCAUGGGCUGAUAAAUACAUUGACGAGAUUGAUUGGGAUGCGGAAGUUGGCCCGGAGCUUCUCGAUGACGACCCUGAUGAACUACUUGAUAUGGUUUCGCAAUUAGUUGAUACGACGACUAGAAAGAGGAGUCCUGAAGAACACGUUGUGGAGUUUGGUGAUGAAUUCUACGAAGACCAUGGCUUUUCAAUAGGUCGGGGUAAAGACUUUGAAGGCGAUUUGAAAGAAUCAGGAAAUCCAAAGAAGUCCAGGAAUCGGAGAGCUAAUAACAUCACACUACAACUUUGA
Oldenlandia corymbosa var. corymbosa is the source of this 630-nucleotide messenger RNA. NCBI's taxonomy places the organism in Eukaryota, Viridiplantae, Streptophyta, Magnoliopsida, Gentianales, Rubiaceae. The record is from the annotation of a GenBank genome assembly.